GAGGUGGAGCCUAAUCUCAGAGGCCCUGAGAUAGUCACCAUGGGGGAAAAUGACCCGCCCGCGGCUGAAGCCCCCUUCUCCUUCCGAUCGCUUUUCGGCCUUGACGAUUUGAAAAUAAGUCCGGUUGUGCCAGACGCAGAUGAAGUCGCCGCGCAGAUCCUGUCGCUGCUGCCGCUGAAGUUCUUCCCCAUCAUUGUCAUCGGGAUCAUCACGUUGAUACUGGCACUGGCCAUCGGUCUGGGCAUCCACUUCGACUGCUCCGGGAAGUACAGGUGUCAUUCAUCUUUUAAGUGUAUUGAACUGACAGCUCGGUGCGACGGGGUCUCAGACUGCAGAGACGGGGAGGACGAGUACCGAUGUGUGCGGGUGAGCGGUCAGAGUGCUGUGCUCCAGGCGUUUGUAGCUGCUUCGUGGAGGACCAUGUGCUCUGAUGACUGGAAAGGUCACUACGCGAAAGUUGCCUGCGCCCAGCUGGGGUUCCCAAGCUACGUCAGUUCAGAGAACCUCCGAGUGAGCUCGAUCGAGGAGCAGUUCCAGGAGGACUUUGUGUCCAUCAAUCACCUCCUGCCGGAUGACAAGGUGACGGCCUUGCAACAUGCCGUGUAUGUGAGGGAGGGCUGUGCCUCGGGUCACGUGGUAACCGUGAAGUGCACAGCCUGUGGUCUGAGAACGGGCUACAGCCCGCGCAUCGUCGGCGGAAACACGUCCACGCUGGCGCAGUGGCCCUGGCAGGUCAGCCUCCAGUUCCAGGGCUACCACCUGUGUGGGGGCUCCGUCAUCACCCCGCUGUGGAUAGUCACCGCUGCACACUGUGUUUACGACCUGUACCUGCCCAAGUCCUGGACCGUCCAGGCGGGCCUCGUGUCCCUGCUGGACAGCCCGGCCCCCUCCCACCUGGUGGAGAAGAUCAUCUACCACGGCAAGUACAAGCCGAAGAGGCUGGGCAACGACAUCGCCCUCAUGAAGCUGGCCGGGCCGCUCACGUUCAGCGAGAUGAUCCAGCCCGUCUGCCUGCCCAACUCGGAAGAGAGCUUCCCGGAUGGGAAGGUGUGCUGGACGUCAGGAUGGGGCGCCACGGAGGAUGGAGGUGACGCCUCCCCUGUCCUGAACCACGCAGCCGUCCCUCUGAUUUCCAACAAGAUCUGUAACCACAGGGAGGUGUACGGCGGCAUCAUCUCCCCGUCCAUGCUCUGUGCGGGCUACCUGAAGGGCGGUGUGGACAGCUGCCAGGGGGACAGUGGGGGGCCCUUGGUGUGUCAGGAGAGGAGGGUGUGGAAGUUGGUGGGAGCAACCAGCUUUGGCAUUGGCUGUGCCGAGGUGAACAAGCCUGGCGUCUACACCCGCAUCACCUCCUUCCUGGACUGGAUCCACGAACAGAUGGAGAGGGACCUGAAAACUUGAACAGUCGGGGACAAGCCACCACCUUGUGCUCCCGCGGUGACAGUGACGGAGACAGGCUGGCCCUCCCUGGCCCCCGUGUGGGAACGUGGACGUGAGCAGUCGGCCUCCGUGCUCUGCUUCCCGGCCCCGCAGCAGAGCCGAGAGCAGCUUCCUGCAGCCUCCGCACCCGGCCCGGCCUGCUUCGGACCCCUCUGACCUCUCACCGGCCGCCGGGUCUCGGGCUAAAAUGACCUUGGAGCUCUUCUGACCUUCCCUAAGAACGAAUGCAGGAGCGCCUCCCAGGUGCUACCUUUCCCAUCUGUCCCUUGGUUUUCUCCACGGGAGCCACGCAGCAUUCCUGGCGAGACGUUAGGCAGGCUCAUGUGCAGAGCAACCACAGCCUCCCGGGAAAGACGCUCCACCCGGGGCCGCAGCAGGGCUGUCAUGGCAGAUGCAGCCAUCUGCACGUCUCUGCCCCGGGGACCAGGACCAAACCCGCAUUUUCUGUUCCCAAGAUCUAUUUCCACAUGUGGGGAACUUAAUCUAUGGACAGUUAGUUGUAAGGUGUAUUAUCGUUAUUUCUUUGUAGCAUUUGGUGCUUGACAUAUCAUUGUCUCUUGCUUCCA
Lemur catta (Ring-tailed lemur) is the source of this 2006-nucleotide messenger RNA. It is a transcript of the gene TMPRSS3, whose product is annotated as transmembrane serine protease 3. Gene Ontology annotation, cellular component: membrane. The record is from RefSeq and is a predicted model, not a curated record. Lineage: Eukaryota; Metazoa; Chordata; Mammalia; Primates; Lemuridae. The transcript is spliced from 12 exons. Gene Ontology annotation, biological process: acrosome reaction; proteolysis. Gene Ontology annotation, molecular function: serine-type endopeptidase activity; protein binding. The coding region runs from base 40 to 1401 and encodes 453 amino acids.